Fusarium coffeatum is the source of this 741-nucleotide messenger RNA. RefSeq lists its product as uncharacterized. The transcript is spliced from 3 exons. NCBI's taxonomy places the organism in Eukaryota, Fungi, Ascomycota, Sordariomycetes, Hypocreales, Nectriaceae. The coding region runs from base 1 to 741 and encodes 246 amino acids. The record is from RefSeq and is a predicted model, not a curated record.
AUGGCUCCUCUCACUCCCCACUGGCAUCAGCCCUCUCACCCCGACAUCCAAGAAGUUGUUGUCGUAAAUGCCCAGGAAUUCACCACCAAAAGCAUCUCUCGUGUAUCUCUCCCACCCUUUGCUGUAUUUGCAAAGUUCGACUUCCCACCUUGCACACCUGCUAGCGAAGCCACAUACGCUACUGUUCAGACCGGUCGCGAUACUCACCUCAACCUCAACAGCGAUCUGCUGUAUAUCAACCAUUCUUGUGAACCUAGUCUUCUCUUCGAUGUAGGAAACCUGAACAUUCUUGUUGGCCCUAAAGGUCUCGAGGUCGGAGAUGAACUUACAUUCUUCUACCCCUCGACUGAAUGGCAUAUGGCUCAGCCCUUCGACUGUCUUUGUGGGACACCGUCCUGUCGUGGUCGCAUCUCAGGCGCACAAGACAUGGCUGAAUCGCAGCUCCGGGGCAUUUGGCUCAACGGACACAUCAUACAGCUCCGUGCCGAGCAGGUUGCGCGAUCUGAGGACCCCACGGCGAAUGCCCUGCGCGAUGCAGUCGUUCAUGCCGAGAAGGUUCUGGAAUCAGCCCGUCUUGCCCUCCGCUCUUACAAUAGCAAUGCUCACGCCCAAAACGGAAAUGGUACUGUCUCCUCGAAGCGUGUCAACGGAUCCAUUGGAAAAGCUGCAGGAUUGGAACAUCGCGGCCCAACCUCUCGUGAGUUGAGCGGAGAGAUGGGUGGUGAUACUGUCUACGCUUGA